UAUGCCAAAUGGCAGUGAACUAAAAGCCCAUAAGGUCCCAUUAAAUGAAAGUCGUCUAGAUAACUGCGAUCAAGAUGCAACUAGAGAAAGUAUACACAUCAUGGGCUUUAUCCCGGUAGAUGUAGAGUUGACUAAAGGUAGAGCAACAGGUGGAGUUAUUCCUGCUAUAGAAAUGGCAGUUCGAGAUAUUAACUUAAGGCAAGUAGGAAAGAUUAAUAAAAAGUGA
Dimorphilus gyrociliatus is the source of this 226-nucleotide messenger RNA. The record is from the annotation of a GenBank genome assembly. Lineage: Eukaryota; Metazoa; Annelida; Polychaeta; Dinophilidae.